This is a messenger RNA of Fraxinus pennsylvanica, 429 nucleotides long. The record is from the annotation of a GenBank genome assembly. NCBI's taxonomy places the organism in Eukaryota, Viridiplantae, Streptophyta, Magnoliopsida, Lamiales, Oleaceae.
AUGGGUGGUGUUUGUUGCAGUUUCCAAGAUGAAUACGAAGAUUUGACUAAUCCUAACAGCUCAGUUUAUAGAAACUGUAUAUGCCUCCGUUGCUUUGUUCAGAACUUCUUGGCUAUGACCACUGUUACGGCGCUGAGGCAGAGGCGACUCCAAAUGCUGCAAACUUCAGUCCAGAUGCGUCUCCUCCAGUCAACCUCUCCGUCCUCGCCUCCUCGGUCCUCCAGGCUCCGCCGCAGCGCCAAUCCAGCAGCUGCAAAAAUCAAAAUACACAGAGAGACUGAGCCACUGAGGGCCCAGAUCUUGAAGUUCGCCUCAGGCCCAGCGAAAAACAGAAUCACAGUUUUGUCAAAUGCUUACAUCUCCCAGAUGAAAGGAUAUAUCACAAAAAGUUUAUACAGUGCAGGAAAUUUUUUGAAAUGUGUAAUUUGA